AUGGCGGUCGCACAACCAGCCAUCGCUGUUCAUGUCGCUAUUGAUCCACGCAAUCAAGGACUUCCCACUGAUGACUACGAUACCGACGAUGAGUCUUAUCACAGUGAAAUCAGCGAUGAAGAUACUAGAGACAAAGUAGAAGACGAUAGUGACGUGGAAGAGAAGUUUGAUAGCAAGGUUGAAGGUACAGGGGACGAUGAAGAUGAGCACUUGGAAGACAGCGACGUUGACGGCAGUGACUAUGAACGAGCUUCAGACGAUGAGACAUCUGAGAGCGACAGCGAACAUGAAGACGGCGGGUCGCCACAUCAUAAGUCAGCUAGCAAUAUUCAGAUACCGCCUGUUGGCUACCCUCAAAAGUCUUCCGUGGUUUCAGAAGCACUGAGGCCAGGACCGAAUGGCCACGAUCCCCGGGCAAUGCCUCCGCAACAACGCCAAAUUUCUAGUCUAAGAGCUCCAGUACAUUCACAUACGCCUUCUGAACUGCGACAAGCAGAUCGGCGCCAAGAUAUCUCUAUGCAACACCACCACUUCCAAGAUGUUGCUCCGUCUCCUCCGCAAACUGCGCAAACCUCCCGAACAAGCCUGCCAUUAUGGCAGCAGCCCUACCAGCAUUCGAUGCAAGAGGAGGAAGCGGAAGACGAAUAUGAAGAAUAUAUGGAAGAAGCAGAAGGGGAGGAAGAAGGCACCGACGACUACGACGAUCUAGCGCGGGGACCGAUCGUUCAAGGACAGUCAUACGACUCAGCAGGACGUCAAAUGCAGAUGCCUUCUCAGGAUCAGGUAAUGGAGCGACAACGUCAAGAGCAAAUCAGAGCUGCAUUGGCAAAGAAGGCUUCAGACGAGCGAAUGGCGCAAGAACUGGAGGCGGCCGAAGCCGCGGCCGAAGCAGCGCAUUAUCAAGCGCAGCGACAACAGAUCCAAGCCCAAAGACAAGAAAUCGACAGGAUACGCCAAGAGAAUAUUCAAGCUGCCAUGCAACAAAGACAACUAGCGCAGCAGCAAGCGCAGGAAGAGGAAGAGGAAGAAGAUGAGCUCGCAGCACAGCAAGAAGCUGCAGAAGCGGCGGCCAGCGAGACUGCCCAGCGAAAGUUCGAACAUGCACAGCGUCAACAAGCACUUCAGAUGCAACGAGCGCAGCAGAAGCAUGCGGAUGAUGAACUCGCCGCCAGGGAAGAUGCGGACUGGGCUGAUCAGGAAGCCGAAAAGGCCGAGGCACAGCAGCGGGCCUUCCAGCAGCAGCAACAGUGGCAAGAACAACAAAGAGCUCAAGAAGAUGAAGAGUAUCAGGCACAACAACAGGCACAGUACCAACAGCAACAGUUGCGAGAACAACAAAAAGCCCAAGAAGUUGCAGAUAAAGCUGCUCGGAAGCAAGCAGCAGAUGAAGCUCGCCAGUUUGCAAAGCAAGAGAAAGAUGCGAAGAAGGCGGAGGAGAAAGCAGUAAAGGACGAGAAGAAAGCCCAAGAGAAGGAGCGAAAGGACGAAAAGAAAGCAGAAGAGAAAGAGCGAAAGGAUGAACAGAAAGAGGCUGAUCGAGAGGAACGUGAGACUCGUCGAGUGGAAGAUCAGGAGGCCAAACGCGAACGAAAGGCCGAGGAGGAUGAACGGCGGAAAGAACAGCGCGAGAUGGAUCGCGAAGCCCAGAAGGCUAAGCGGGCGAAUGAUAUAGAAAUGAAAAGGACACGGGCAGAGGAGAUGCGGGAACGUAAAGCCGAGGAUGCCGUUCAGCGACGAGAGCAACAGGAAAUCGAUAGAGAAGCCCGCAAGACUCAAAGAGAACUCGAUGCGGCCGAAAAGACUCAGCGAGCACAAGAGCAAGCUGAGCUCAGAGCAGAGGAAGCAUCUCAACGCAUUGAAGAACGCUCCGUGACACAAGAGGGCAGAAAGGCAGAGCGAGAAGCCCAGAGGCAGAUGCAUUUGGCUGAAAAGAAAAGCACGAUGGAGGACACGGCUGCUGCAGCUACCCAUCGUAUGGAAGAACACGCCAUGGAGCAAGAAGCAAAGCGUGCCGAGCGGGAAAUGGAGGUCCAGAGACGCCAGGCCGAACUAGAAGAUAAAAAGGCUCGACGAGGCACUGAAGCUGAGGAGAAAAGAUUGAGAAAGGAAAGCGAAGACGAAGAGCGAGCGCACAAGAAGGCUGCUGAUCAGGAAAAGAAGACUCAUCAACAAGAGGAGAGGCAGCGUAUGCAGGAAGAGGAAGAAGAGCGACGGAUGGAGGCUGGGCAGUUGGAGGGCAUGAUGAAACCCAAGGACAUCAUGAUCAACAACAUGGCAGUCAUUCGGACGACAAUCAUGGUCACCAACAGGUCAGACAUCCAGAUAUGCACCACGGCGAUACUAGAGGUCAUGAUCACCGAGGCGGAAGUCAUCAAGAUCACGCAAGACAACCUGGACAACAGGGUCAACAAGACGGUCGCCACUGGGAUGGCAAUCAUGUCCACCAACAGGGAAGAUACCCAGAUACGCAACAUGUCGAUUCUAGAGGUCAUGACCUUCCGGGCGGAAAUCAUCGAGAUCAUGCGAGACAAGGACAACAGGGUCGACAAGACGGUCGCCUUUGGGACAGUAACCAUGGCCAUCAACAGGGAAGAUACCCAGAUACACGACAUGGCGAUUCUAGAGGUCAUGGUCAUCCGGGCGGAGAUCAUCUGGAUCGCGCCGAAGAAGGACAUGGUAACGGACUGCAUCAAGAAAGACACCCAUAUAUGCAGCGCGGCGAUCCUAGAGAUCGUGGUCACCAAGGCGGGGCGAGAAGCGCAGGAGGCAAAUUCGGAGGCUGCGCAGAGCCCUAGUAGCCCCAACGCUCAAGGCAAAGGCAUCAACAACGGAAACGGCGCGAAUGCGAACGGUGCCAAGCAUAAACCUGUGGUGGAUCGAGAGUUGGUCUUGCAAAGAAGAAAGGACAGGAAAGAGGCAAAGAGGUUAGAUAAGGUUGCGGGGAGUGACGUCAAUCCUCAACCAGAGAGCGCGGGUGAACCGGUUAAGGAAGGCACAUACGACACACAAAAAGAUGCUGCUAAACAACCUGCGCGUACGGAGGCUGAGAUAAAGGAAGCGCGGAAGGCGAAGAAGGAAGCGAAGCAAGACAAGAAAGCCGCGAAGAAAGAAGCUGACGCACAGAAAGAAGCUGCUGCCUCAGGUACCAAACAUGACAAUACGACUAAAGAUCAGAAGAGCGCAGAUGGUCCAGCCAAGGGGAAGGAGAGCGCAGAAGACAGCGCAAAGACUAAUCAGAAGAUUGCCAACCACACGAUUACCAACAAGACGGUCAACAACCAGACGAUCACCAAUCAGACGAUUACCAACCGAACGAUCAACAACGAACAUGUUACGAACGCCAAGACCGAGAAAGGGCCCUCUAAUAAAGAUAUCAUCAAGGAGAAGAGAGCCCUAAGAAAGGCUAAGAAAGAGAAGGACGCUGAACAUAAGGAUUCUGAACAUAAGGAUUCUGGAAACAAGGGUUCUGAACCCAGGGAUGCUGAACAUGAGGACGCUGAGAUUAAGGAGAGUAAGAACGGUGGGGCGAAGUCAGACAGUACAGACGCAGACUCCAAAGUCGCCAACAAGAAGGCUAAGGAUGAGAAGAAGGAUGCGGAUGCAAAGAAGAAAGCCGAAGCGAAGGAAGCAGCCUCGAAACUGGAAAUGGUGCACAAGGCUGAGAAAGCUGAUGAGAAGAGCGAAAAGAAGGGGGGUGAGAAGGUUGGUAAGGAAGUUGUUCCAUUUACCAACAAGCAUGCCGAUAAGUCUGGGGAGCCAAGUGCUGCGAAAGCUGAGAAAGAUGCUCAAAAAGCGGAAGAGGCCCGGAAGAAGCUCGAAGCUAAACGAGUCGCAUCUGAGAAGAAGGCCCAAGACAAGGAGGAGAAGUUGAAACUGAAGUCUCUCAUAAGGCCUGAGUCCUCUGAUGCCAAGAAAGCCGCCGAAGCAGAGAAGCAAAGACUGAAACUCACAACCAAGGAAGCGGCCAAGGACAAGAGGCUCGAAGCUAAGCAACUCGCAAUCGAUAACAAGCCACAUGAUAAGGAGCAGAAUUUGGAUCACAAAUCCAGCGCGAGGGAAUUCCAGUCGCUUGAAAGCCAUACACAGAGCUCUGAACAUCGAAAAUUCAGCUUAUUCAGAUCGAGUGCGAAGCAUGAGACCACGGAUACCAAAGCGGCCGAGAAGGCGGAGCAACAGAGGCUGAAGACAGCAGCCAAAGAAGCCGCAAAGGGACAGAAGCUGAUAAUGCAAGCCGAAGCGAAGGAACGGAAGCUCAUCACGCAAGCUGCAGCGAAGGAACUGCGCACAGCCUCUAAUAAAGCUGCAACAGAACAGACGCCCACAACACUGGCCACCGCCAAACAAGGAGCCGCCGCACGAAGAGACCAAGAAAAGGAAGAGAAACGUCAGAAGAGAAUAGAAGCCCGAUUGAUGAUUGAGCAGCCGAAACAAGAGCGGAGUUUGGUCAAGUUUGGAAAGAGAGAGCAUGAUCAGCCGAAACAAGAGCAAAGUCUGGUCUUAUUUGGCAAGAAAGGCCAUGAUCAGCCGAAACAAGAGCAAAGUCUAGUUAAAUACGAAAAGAAAGAGCAAGAUCAAGCUGACAAGAAACAGCGGAAGGCGAAGGAAGAGGAAGAGAAACGCAAGAAGAAGGAGGAUGCCCGCGUCGAAGCUGAGCGUCUGAAAGGAGAGCAGGCGAAGCUUAAAGCAGAAAAAGAAGAGCUUCAAGCCCAGAAGAAAGUGAAAGACAAAGCUGAAAAGGCAGAGAAGGAUAGACUAGCAGCACUCCAGAAGGAAGAGAAGAAGAAGCUUAAAGCUGAGGAGGACGAGAAGGUCGAAGCUUUAAAGAAACAGCACAAAGAAAAGGAGGAAGAAAAGAAACGCAAGAAAAAAGAGGAUGAAGAGUUUUCUAGAGCUCAACAUAUGGCAGACCAAGAGAAAGGUCGAGCCGCAAAGGAACAGAAAGAUAAGAAAGAAAAGGAAGAGAAGCGCAAGAAGAAGGAAGACGACGACUUCGAGGCAGCGCUUCGAAAAGCAGAACAAGAGAGGACUAAAGCUGAGCGGCAAAAGAAAGAGCCGGUUGCAAAGGCAGAGUUGGUGAAUGACGCCGCGUUCAGGUUAAAACUUGAUAACCAGCAUAAAGAAUGGGAGAAGAAGAAGAGGAGAGACGCUGCGAAGAGUGCUGCGAAACCAGCGGCAGUGUCGGGGUCUACAGGUGCAAGGAAUGCUGCUCCUACUAGGAAGGCUGCUCCUGCUAGAAACGCUGCUCCUGCUAGAAGGCGGAGGUAG
Messenger RNA from Alternaria viburni, 5265 nucleotides. RefSeq lists its product as uncharacterized. Gene Ontology annotation, biological process: microtubule cytoskeleton organization. The transcript is spliced from 3 exons. The coding region runs from base 1 to 5265 and encodes 1754 amino acids. The record is from RefSeq and is a predicted model, not a curated record. NCBI's taxonomy places the organism in Eukaryota, Fungi, Ascomycota, Dothideomycetes, Pleosporales, Pleosporaceae. Gene Ontology annotation, cellular component: microtubule cytoskeleton.